Molecule: messenger RNA, 1547 nt
Organism: Labrus bergylta (ballan wrasse)
Lineage: Eukaryota; Metazoa; Chordata; Actinopteri; Labriformes; Labridae
Product: growth arrest and DNA damage-inducible protein GADD45 beta
Biological process (GO): regulation of cell cycle
Cellular component (GO): nucleus; cytoplasm
Source: RefSeq, a predicted model, not a curated record
GGUAUAAAGUGUGUGUCGCAACGUUGCCAACAACACAAACGCUGCCAAACACUGCUGCACAGCCUGCUUACACACUGCGUGAGGAAAUAUUCCAAUCAGCGGACUACUGUCACGCUAUCUCUCUCUCUUUCUUGGAUUCAUUCCUGAUAGCGAAGAUGAUUCCAGAGACAAGCUUCGGAGAGAACAGGAUGCAAUCCGCAGGGCUGGCUCUGGAGGAGUUGUUGGUCACGGCUCAGAAACAAGACUGCCUGACUGUUGGCAUCUAUGAAUCAGCUAAACUUCUUAAUUCGGACCCAGACAGUGUGGUUCUGUGCGUUCUGGCCACUGAUGAUUUAGAUGAUGUGGCACUUCAGAUCCACUUCACCCUGCUGCAGUCCUUCUGCUGCGAGAGUGGCCUCAACAUCCUGCGAGUAUCAGGGGUCCAGCGGCUCCAGCAGCUGCUUUGUGCUGUGGAUACCAACAGAAACCAGGAGGAGCACAGAGACCUCCACUGCAUGCUGGUUACGAACCCCCAAGCCGACCACUGCAGGCUACAAGAGGUGGGGACAUACUGCCAGGAGAGUCGACGCCUUGACCAGUGGGUGCCUGAACUGGUCCUGCAGGAACGCUGAGGGGCCUGACACCCACAUAUAUGAACAAAAACAGGAGCUUUCUGGGUUCAAAUACUGGAUCCGUUUCUGCUCACGCAGGGACAGCCUGGGAAAGGCUAUCCCGACUGAUGACUAGCAGGAACAGGGGACUCCCUCUCAGACACUUCUCAGACACAGUCAGAGUGGACACUGGUUAUGAAGAUCAGUGAUGGGGAAAAAAAAACCACUCAUGGAAAAGCAGAUUCCCUAUAAGACCCUGUCUUUUGACAUCACCAGAAAAAUAGAUCCAUGCUUCUAUUUUGUGCCUCUGUUGUGUUUAUGGGGUGUGACAGUCAAUCAGCAGUAGCUUUGACUGAAAAAUGUCCACACCCAGACGUGUACCUGGAGGAUCAGUGCGUUUCUUUGGACUGGGCAGGAAUGCUGUAAUGAAACUAUACCCAACAUUCCUGUGUAUUCUAACAUGGGAGAGUCCUCAGAGAUUAUGUGUGCGUGUGAGUGUGUGGUAUUUGUGUACAAUCCUCAGGUCUUUCUUUAGAAAAGACUGGGCGUGCAGCGUGUGCGUUCCUGAAAAGAAUGAGCAGCCAAACCUGUGGAGGAAUUGUCACCAUGGAAACUAAAAUGGAAUGAUAUUCAUUAUACAGACACAAGAUUAAUUGGAUGAAAUAGAUAACAAAAGGGUUGCAGAACGUGUUUGUUUGGUAAUAGGAGGAUACAGAAUGAAGCCGUAUGAAGAAGUCUUAUUUGUAAAUUCUCAUUGUGCUGUUGGAUAGAUCACACUCGGUAUCCCAGUGCCUUGAAGAUUGCUGCUUAUGUUUUUUUUUUUGAUCAAAUGCUGUUAACUAAAUAUGAACAGUGCUGCAUCAGUAACUUAUUGAUUGUAUUCUGUGUUUGUUUUAAUAUUUAUGGUAUAUAUUUUUGCUCUGUUAAUUAAACCAAUAAAUUAAUAUUCAUAAUUUA